UUAUUCAGAAUUCAGUACCAUGGGUAUCCGUGGGUCGUACUUCCAAGUUAGGCUGCAGCCUGAAGCACGAGCCUCUCAGAAUUCUAAGCAAACAAGAAUAGGAUCAGGCUGUGCAUUUAUUAUGUCAAAAAUACUUCCUGGAGGCAAGGAAGAAGCAGCACAAGAUAUUUUGACAUCGAUUUACACUAAUGACGGCUCUAAACAAAGGAACUGGGGCUUACUUGUCACCAGUAUUAUUGGUGGGACAUUAGUGGCUCUGUACUCUGUUGCCACGCCGUUUAUUGCACCCGCGCUGAGGAAACAUUGCCUGCCAUUCGUCCCCGCAACAUCAAAGCAGAUUGAAAAUGUCUUAAACAUGCUAAAGGGCAGAAAUGGGUCUUUGGUUGAUAUAGGUAGUGGUGAUGGACGCAUUGUAAUAGCAGCUGCAAAAGUUGGAUUCAAAGCUGUUGGUUAUGAAUUAAAUCCCUGGUUGGUAUGGUAUUCCAGGUACUGUGCCUGGAGAGAAGGAGUUCAUCAAGAUGCCAAAUUUUACAUUUCAGACUUAUGGAAGCUGUCUGGGAGAAUGUUCUUCCAAGUAUCUUUUUUGGCCCCUUCGUCGUGUAUCUGUACGUUUUGGUCUCCUGGGGGGAUCCUGAAUAAAUGAUGCUGUACCGAGCUAGUAGAGAUAUCACUAUUUUCUCCCAUUGACGACUCCCAAUCUGAGAAUGAGUCAUGUUGCCGUGCGAAAGUGACUCUCUUUUUGGACCUCUGUAGCCACAAAUAUACACGAUCAUUGUCAUAGUCCUCUUUGUCCCUGUUGAAUUUGUUAUGUUUGAAAUCCUUGAGUUCUUCAUGAAACUUUUUGAGAUCUUGAUCCAUGGACGCCAGUUUGUGGUCAUAAUCUUUGAACUGUAUGAUGUUUUAAGAGCCUUGACUUCUUCAUCUAUGCUGACUUGUAUAGGUUCAUUCAUUUGGAGGCACGUUUCUAUUAAUAAAAUCAUUAAA
Molecule: messenger RNA, 984 nt
Organism: Rhineura floridana
Lineage: Eukaryota; Metazoa; Chordata; Lepidosauria; Squamata; Rhineuridae
Gene: ATPSCKMT
Product: ATP synthase c subunit lysine N-methyltransferase
Exons: 4
Coding region: 20-643 (207 amino acids)
Biological process (GO): positive regulation of proton-transporting ATP synthase activity, rotational mechanism; regulation of mitochondrial ATP synthesis coupled proton transport; peptidyl-lysine trimethylation
Cellular component (GO): mitochondrion
Molecular function (GO): protein-lysine N-methyltransferase activity
Source: RefSeq, a predicted model, not a curated record